Molecule: messenger RNA, 10945 nt
Organism: Siniperca chuatsi (mandarin fish)
Lineage: Eukaryota; Metazoa; Chordata; Actinopteri; Centrarchiformes; Sinipercidae
Gene: hivep2a
Product: HIVEP zinc finger 2a
Exons: 17
Coding region: 1025-8467 (2480 amino acids)
Biological process (GO): regulation of transcription by RNA polymerase II
Cellular component (GO): nucleus
Molecular function (GO): DNA-binding transcription factor activity, RNA polymerase II-specific; RNA polymerase II cis-regulatory region sequence-specific DNA binding
Source: RefSeq, a predicted model, not a curated record
CUCUGUGCCACUCCGUUUCUCUCACUCUCUCUCUCUCUCCCUCUCCUCUAUGCUGCUAUUCUGGGAAGUGGCGUUUGGAAUAACCCCCGUGUGCUUAUGAGUGUGUGUGUGCGUGUGUAUGUAUGUGUCUCCUGAUUUCACCCUCACACACGCACACGUACACACUCAUAACACAGUCAGACGCACACAUUUACUGUCUGUCUGACUGCAGUAGUGGAGCUCCGACAGCAGAAAUCCGGUCGGAAAGGAUUCCUUCCAUUUUUACGCGCAACUUUUCCUCUUUCGGCCGCCUCGCCGCGACGUUUCCACCGCUCCGCCUCGGCUGUUGUGGAUUUCUAACAACCGCCUCCUGGCUGUUUCUAACGGACAAUCAGCGAGGUGUCAAGCCUGCCCGGAAUCGGAUCUCCUGUCACCGUGGUUGCUUGUUGUCAUAUUCGCACGGAGACGGAGACGCGCAGCCGGAGCGCAGACAGAAGGGGCUGUGACCAGUUUAUGGACUUGCUAAAGUGGACCAGAGGACAGUUACACCAGGAUGGCCCCGUGAGGACACUUACUGUCGGGACUCCUGCUGAAACCAAACUGAGCAUGUGUAGACCAACAAGUCUUUUGGUGAGAAAACUGGAUGACUUUUGAAGCUACAGAAAGAGGAUCUACAAGCACUUUUCUCUAAAGAAAAAUCACUCAAGGAUUCUUCUGCCUUUAGAUGAACUGGACAAAAAAACUCACAGCAACAUUAGUGUGUUUACAAAAUGGCAAAAGGAGAAAAACAUUUCUGAUGUUAUCCACUAAAGCUCCCCUUUUAUUUCCACUUCCUGAUUCCUGUUUCCAGCCUGGCUUUACAAUCAAUCUAUUUCAGCAAUGGACUGGUACUUCCUGUAUCUGUGAACUUGUCGGCAGCCCUCAAAGGUUCAGCUAUAAUGCCUGGUAGUUUUGGGACCUUGUAACCCUCCAGAACCUACCCUCCCAACUCCCCUACCAUCCCCUCUAUCCUCCCUCUUCUAACCCACAGAAGAGCUUCACAAAAAUGGAGGCUCGUGAUUCAGCUGCCGCUGGGCAGAAGUGCUCAAAUAAGGAACCAGUGAAGGAGAAGACGCCUCUGCAAAGAAAGUGGGCAUCUGAGCCCUCUGCACACACCAAACGAAGCACUUUUGCUGACCCAGAGGCAAAACACCGUGAGAGUUUGCCAUGUGGUGCCACCGGGGGAUCAGCACCCCAGCAGAAGUAUGCAUUUACAGGAAAUUCUGGAAAGCUGCUAUCUGGACCCUCUGCAGUUGGGCCCCUAGGAGGCCCACCAUCUCAAGACCCCCAAGGGCCCUUUGCUCAGGGAUUCCCAAGGGGAUACUCCUACCAGCUGGGCCAGCCGUACCCUCAGCACCCCCAAACUGAGCGCUUCCUCUCAGGAGCCAAACCCCAGCCAGGUCUAGAGCCUCAUGCCUGGCCAUUCGCUGGCCAGUUGCCCUCAGAUGACCUGUACCCUGUGGGACACCCGGGACAUACUCACCCUCAUGGGGCUGGGGCAGGGAGGUUUCCCCGCCAGAAAUCUCCCAGUUUACCCAGUUCCUUCGGCCAGUAUUCUCAGUCAGGCUCUGAGCCUGGAGAGGAGGGCUACAGCAAAAAAGAGCAGAAGCCGAAAAAGCCUGGUAAGUACAUCUGUCACUAUUGUGGUCGAGCUUGCGCCAAGCCCAGCGUCCUGAAGAAGCAUAUCCGCUCACAUACUGGAGAGAGGCCAUAUCCUUGUGUACCCUGUGGCUUUUCCUUCAAAACCAAGAGCAACCUUUACAAGCAUCGCAAGUCCCAUGCUCAUGCCAUCAAGGCUGGACUCGUACCAUUUUCAGAGCUAGCUGUGGCCCGCAGCGGGGACAUGGACCAGGCAUCCCCAGUAGGCGAGGCCGAGGUCCACUCAGAUGGAGAGCAGAGUACCGACACAGAUGAGGAAGGUCUGGAGGGCUCAACUAUGCUGACGGACAAAGGCAGCCCCAUCCCACAGAUCUCCUUUGAAGCUGACAAGAAUACAGGUGGUGUGGAACCAGCAUACGCAGACUCAGCUGAAGAGCUGCCCGUGGGGUCUAUAAAAGUGCCUAUCCUUAUUUUCCCCAACCCUGGGGGAGUCCCUUCCACAGGGAUGGAGUGCCCACCCUUUCAGGACAUAAAGGGGUCACACCACAUGUUGGCAUCACAGGCUGGUGGAAGAGCGCAUUCACUGGAUGACUCCCCCACCAUCAAACAACGUUUGGCCCUGAGGCUGAAUGAGAAAAAAGGUCAGGACUCUGACUCUGCCAUGUCCCAGUCCCUGAAUCUCCUCAGUCCUCACAGCAAAGGCAGCACAGACUCUGGCUACUUUUCACGCUCCGAGAGUGCAGAGCAGCAGAUCAGCCCUCCAAAUACUAAUGUCAAGACAUAUGAAGAGAUUAUGUUUGGUCGGACUUGGUACUACCGACCCAACUCCAGAUCCAGACAGUCUAUCACAGUGGGCAUGGCAGGGGCAGACCCCAGCAGCCUGGCUAGCUUAAAUCAACCAGGUGCUAUUCUGGACAUGGGGAAGAUAGCUGAGGAUCAUAUCUGUUUCAGAGGGGAUGUAGGAGUCUCUGGAGAUCCCAAGCAGUAUCCAAUGGGACCCUGUCAAAGCAGUACAGGGCUUCUGGAGCCUCCGUCAGAUUCUGGGCCCCUUAUUAGGAGUAACUCCAUGCCAACUUCCUCCCCUCCUAACCUUAGUGUCCCACCAGAGAUUCGAGCUAGCCACUCCUUUGAUGAGAUUAUUACAUUGGAUGAUGUGUUUUACCCACCUCGCAGACUCAGAAGACAGGCUGCAUUUGAACAUUCAGCCAAUGAAGCCCAUGUGGGAGAGGCUGAGGGCUAUGGACACAUGCCCAAGAAUUUAGCUUCAUCUCUGGGUAUGAAGAUUGGUGAGCGCAGCCCAGGAGUCCCAGAGCACAUUGCCUACAGCCCAUUUGGUACUAAAGUUAGUAUGUCAGAAAUAGCGACAAGAAAAAGGAGGAAAGAGAAGAGUGUUGGGGAUGAAGAGGACAGCCCUGGGCACUGUGACAGUAGCUGUAGUGGUUCAGUGGAGAUGAUAGGGGACUAUGAGUUUAAACAAGUAAGUCUUGAUGGAUCGAGAGCCACCCCAACAGGAAAGGGCUCUCUUCACAGUGCUCACAGCCAGUCUGACAGCUUUGAUACCUGUGCCAGCAUGUGCUCUGAGGACAUUGCACUGUUUCCUGACUCUGAGUGCAGGAAGGCAGCUGGGAAUGUCAUAUCAGUCAUCCAGCACACCAACUCCCUCAGCCGGCCAAAUUCCUUUGAGAAGUCAGAGUCCUUUGAGCAGCCAGGAUAUCAGCCUUCAGAUAAAGCUCCAUCUAGCCAGUUCUCUGAACAGUCUGACACAGAUAUCUUUGAAGAUGCUCUGAGUCCUGAAUCUGCCCUACUGAGGACAGAGAACAUGGAGCAGCAGCUGCAAAGUGACAGUGACCUGGCCUCCCUCUCAUCUUCGUCAGCUGCAGCCUCACCUGGUCAGCCUUAUCACAUCCCACACAAACUAGUCCGACAACCCAACAUCCAAGUUCCUGAGAUUAGGGUGACAGAGGAGCCAGACAAGCCUGAGAAAGAUAUAGAAGCUCCAAUGACCAAGGAACCGGAGAAGCAGCAGCAGCAUGUGGAGGAGUUCCAGCUGCCACAGAGGAGUGACACACUCUCCCAGAUGCCAUCGGAAAAGCUCCCACCCAAGAAGAAGAGGCUGCGCCUGGCAGAUAUGGAGCACUCAUCUGGGGAAUCAAGCUUUGAGUCGACCUGCACCAGCCUUUCUCGCAGCCCCAGUCAGGAGAGCAACCUGUCCCACUCCUCUUCCUUCUCCAUGUCCUUUGACAGAGAUGAAGGCCUCAAGUCUGUCUCACCCACCAAACAGGAUGACUCGUUGGCAUCUGGUGGUGGACCUAAGCAGUCCGAGUUCCUGACGGUACCUGGCUGUGGUCAUUCCAGCCACCACCAGCAGAGGGAGAUGAGGAGGUCUUCAUCAGAGCAGGCACCAUGCACGUUGCCCACAGAGUUGCCUGAAAUGCGAAGCAAAUCCUUUGACUAUGGAAGUUUGUCCUCCUCCAGACAGGGAGAGAUAUACUCCAGUGCCUCUGCAAUGAAGGAACGCCGGCGUGGAUAUCUUGUCCGACAGGCUUCACUGAGUGUUUAUCCAGAGGCAGUCACCCAGGAACCAGGGAUUGCUGAGAUGUCAAUCAAACAGGAGAGUUUGGAACAUGGGGCGUGGCCUGGCCCAACAGGAUCCCCCCACAGCAGCAGCGAUGUAGCCAGCAGAACCAAGAGAGUUGGCAGUAGCAUUGGUGGUGUAGGAUCUCACCAGCACCACCAGCAUCUCCUCCAGCAGAGUAUCAGUGAGGAUAGCCUGCAGGACGAACCUCUCUAUGGCAGGUCCCAGCAGCAUCGUUUGCAGGCCCAGGGCUCGUCAUCUGAGGGAGAACAUCCAGGUCAUGAGGUCAUGAACAAGGAGGUAAUCCAGCAGUACCAGAGUGGCCCCCCCUUCCUUUCCUUCCAGCAACCAGGUCUGUUCUGGAGUCAGGAGGCCAGUCAGACACCUAGACAGCAGCUGACCCUCCAGGCCCAGCAGCAACUCCAAAAACUCCACAUCAGAUCACCAGGCAACCUGCCUGGACACCCACCCCACAAACAACAACCACUCCACUCCCUGCAGCAAAUCCAUGAUCAACAGCCACAUGAUGGAAAAUCUGAAAAUCCAAGUUCUCAGAUGUACCCUGCCUCUUUCUCAUCUCGCACCUCUCCCCUGUCCCAGCAACAACAGCAAAACUUUGUCUCUCUCUCCUCCAAGCACUCCCUGUCCAGCUCCACCACCACCCCCAUGCUUCUGCAGCAGAUCCAGCCUGUCUUUGCCACCCAGAACCUGGGCUCUCAGGCCUCCCUGCCUGGUAUGCUGGUUCCUGUGCGGAUCCAAACCCAUGUGCCAUCAUUUGGUAGUGUUAUGUACACCAGUGUUAGCCAGCUGAUAGCUAACCAUGGCAGUGGGGCACAAGGGGUAGGCUCAGCCAUGCCAGGCUGUGCUGACAAUAGCAGCAUGUCUCCUCCAGGUGGAGUUGUGAGUGUCAGCAAACCACCUGGAGGAAUUGGAGGAGGCAUAAGUGGGGCAGGUUUCAACCUAUCACACUUCCUGGGACAGUCCAAUGGCACAGUGCUGCGCUACCCACUCUGGAAGGUCCCAGAUUCACUGCCAGAGCAACGCCUGAACACAGGGAUCCCACUGUCACUAACGUCAGGCACCAUAUCCACGACAGAUGCCUCAGGAUCUGGCAUUGGAGGCAGCAAGCGCAUGCUUUCCCCCGCCAGCUCUCUGGAGCUCUUCAUUGAGACUAAGCAGCAGAAAAGAGUGAAGGAGGAGAGGAUGUAUGGACAGAUUGUUAAGGAGAUGAGUGCCGUGGAGCUAAGUGGAACUGAAAGCAGAGAGAAGGGGCAGGGCAGAGUUCAGCAAGUUCGACUGAAGAGCGAAGGCUCCAUGAAUGAUUCUGAAAGAAUGUCCUCUUCUCCUCCACUAAGCGACUUCCCUGUUGCCACCAAGAUUGCUAUUCCUGUCCGUUCCUCUGCCCCCCACCUCCCUGAUGUACCCCGGGUCGAGAGCUUCACCCCUCCUCUCCAGAUUGUCACAGACCGUUCCCCAGUUUCAGGUGGUCGGGACUCCCCAGAGGACCUUGAUGUGGACGAUUCAGUCCCAGAGACUAACUCCAGCCCCCAGUCCAUGGUGUCCUCCAACAAUGCGGAAGACACUGACAACACAAAGCAGCCUACACCAAGUAAAAUCCCAGUCAGCAUGCUGGUUCAGCUAGAUGCCAACCAAAGCGCAGGAUUAUCUGGAGCAGUGGGUCAGACUCUACUACUCACGGAUGUGGCUGAUGUCCAGCAGUUUUUCCAGUUCCCUAGCCUGCGCACCAUGAGCAGAGUCAGCUGGUGUUUCCUAAACUACACCAAACCCAACAGCACUCAAGCUGCCAUGCGUAGCUCCGUCUACAGUUCAUGGUGUGUAAGCUCAUACAACCCCAAUCCUCUGAACCUCAGCACCAAGGCUGCGCUGGCCCUGCUGAGGUCCAAACAGAGGACAAACACUGAUUCGAUGUACACAACUGCAGCCAUGUCCCCACCCAGCUCUGGAAAACUGGUGUCAUCUGUGGCCUGGAAGCUGAGGUUUGAUCAGUUGAAGCCAGAGCUAAUGCCAGUUGAUGUCAGUAACUUUGGGAGGAAGAUGAAGGGGGUGGUGUCGUGGGACCAUUCGAAAGAGGAGCAGGUAGAGAAGGAGGUCUCAGUCAAACAGCCCGCUACGGAACCAACCCGCAUCAAGAUCUUUGAAGGCGGGUACAAAUCCAAUGAGGACUAUGUUUACGUCCGUGGUCGUGGUCGGGGGAAAUAUAUCUGCGAGGAGUGCGGCAUCCGCUGCAAGAAACCCAGCAUGCUGAAGAAACACAUCAGAACGCACACCGACGUCCGGCCGUACGUCUGCAAGUUCUGCAACUUCGCCUUCAAAACGAAAGGAAACCUGACGAAGCACAUGAAGUCUAAGGCUCAUAUGAAAAAGUGUCUGGAGUUGGGAGUCUCCAUGUCUUCUGUUGAGGACAAUGAGGCAGAUGAAGGAGAUGUCGGAGAGGAAGGCCAGAGGUCUGAAAAGAUUUCGAGAGGUGCCAUGGCGGAGCACCAGUUCUCAGACGCAGACGACUCAGAGGGCGGCGAGGAAGACGGCGAUGAGGUAGACGAUGAAGACGACGAAGAGGAUGACUAUGAUGGCGACUCCACCCCUAAGACCCGUUCACGCUCCACCAGCCCGCAGCCUUACGGCCUGCCCUCCAUGUCGAUCACAGCUGUGGCCUCCUCCCACUCUGCUCCUCACCUUUCUCAUCAUUCAGCAUCUGACCUCCUGAGCAACACCAACAAGCCUCCGCUGUUUGGCUACUUCACCACCGUGCCGAGUAUCCAGAUCACACCGCAGGCUCCGCCCAGCGACCCGGCCGGGAGGGAGUGCAGUCAGGCGGAGUACCAGCGAGGUCUGCAGCGGGCGCUGGGUAGCAGGCUGCUGGUUCCACCCUCCUCCUCCAUGGACGAAGACCUCCCUGUCCCCUCCCCAGACCUCUCCUCCACCUCCUCCCGCCUGUCCUCUCCAGGGCUGGACCACUCCGGCUGCCCAUCCCCCAUCUCCCCUUCAUCCUCACCUUCAGCCCACCGAUACCUCUCCCCAUGUCGUGACCUCUCGCCCCACGCCGGACACCUCUCACCCAGGCGGGACAUCUCUCCUCUGCGUCACAUCUCCCCCAAGAGGGACCUGGGGGUGGCAGGGGGAUACCGGCGAGAGCUCUCCCCCAGGAGGGGACACCUCUCGCUGCUCUCCCCUCUCUCUCGGCCCACGUCUCCAGCAGGAAGAGACUACAAGCGUGACCUUUCACCACGAGGCCACCACAGGGGGAUGAUCCGGCCUGUUUCUCCUCGCCGAGGGCUCCACCAACACCUCCACCACCAAAGCCAACAGAGUGGAUUGCGGGGCCUCAGGACAGGUCACCAGGCUGGGGGUUUGGGUCAGGCAGAGCUUGACCCUCUGGGACGUCGCAGAGGCAGCGCAGAGAUGGAGACGGAAUAUCGUUCGGGCUCACCGUCGCCAGGGGAACGGGACCAGGGCGGUAACCAGUCCAGCCCACCUCACCAAGUCCUGUUCAGUCAUCUUCCUCUCCAUUCUCAACUCCAGGUGCGUUCGCCGUUCCCAAUGAUCCCCAUCGGAGGGAUCCAGAUGGUACACUCCGUCCCCACGUCUGUCACCACCCCUCUGGCCCAGCAGGGGGCACAGCAGGUUGCAUCCCGCCGGGUGCUGCAGAAGAGCACGUCGGAGGACUCCAACACCAGCGAGGCCGCCUCCCCUCAUUUCUCCUCCUUCACUGAGAGGGGAGUUCGAGGAGGAGCAGGAGGAGGCGAGAGGCUGAGGGAGUUGACUUCACCUCACCCCUCAUCGCAGCAGAGGGAAGGAGGAGGAGCGAGGCAUGAGCAGGAGGAGAGCAUCCACACCUGCACCAAGGCCAUCGCCUCGCUCUGUAUCGACUCGGAGGAGCUCGCCGAGAGAGGAGGAAGAGGCGGAGGGGAUAAAGGAAAAGAUGGAGGCAGAGCUUCUUCCUCUUCUUCCUCUCCUUCUGCGUUGCCCCACGACUCCCAACAACAGCAGCGCUCGCCAUCCAUCUCCAUGUCGCCGCCAUCUCCUCACCCUUCACCAUCUCCUUCACAAGGUCCCGGGAUUCAGCACUUUAGCGGCCUGGAGCCCAGGCCCCCCUACCCAUCAAUCCCCGCCUCCCCUCACUCCUCCUCCUCCUCCUCUCCGCACCCUCCCAGUCCCGGAUCUGAAACCCUGCAGCCUCCAACAGUGUCCAAACCACUCAAGCUGGAGAGAGACAGGGAGGUAGAAAGCACAAAAAGAAGCAAAGAUGUGUCGUAGUGUUGCAGACGAAGAACAAGAGGAGGAGAAACGAUGGAUUUCUUUUUUUUUGUUUUUGGAUAAUAGGAAGGGAUGAAGUGCAACAGAGAGAGAAAAUACUUUUGCACACUUUACACACACUUUACACUUACAUACAGUUUAUACAUACAUAAACACACUCUCUCUCUCUCACACACAUACAUAAAUACAAUGCAUACAAAGAAAAACAGCUCUUGUCAAAAAAAAGACUAUAACACAAAUGAACUUGCAGUUUUGCAGUUUUAAUGUAUGUGUACAGCAUGCCUGUUCUAACCGGGGCCUGCUCUCAGAAACUUUCUUAUUUAAAGACUUCAAAGAGGAUCUGCAUACGGUUACACAUGUACGUUAACUCCCACCAACACAUGAGCCCGACCAAAAUCUGCUAAAAAAGGACUCUGGUUAAGCGGUACGUCAAAAAAACAAAACAAAUUCAGACAGCUAUGUGUGUGCCUUUUCUUUAAUCUUUUUUGUUUGUUAGUUGUUUUUUUUUGCUUAUAUUCUUAUAAGCAAACAAAGCAGGAAGGUAAAUGUAAAUACAUUACUAUCACGUUUUGCGUAUCAGCUUUGUAAUAAAUGCAAUCCCCCCCUCCCCCAACCCCCUUCUUCCUCCCCCUACUCCUGUGUUUCUUUUUUUUCUUAUUUUAUUUGGACACCUUAAAGUCUCGACAAGCGAUGUGAAGUUAUGGAUAUUACUAUUACGUACGGUUGCACUAAAACAUAUUUUUAUAUGAGUGAAAUUUUUAAAAUGGCUUUUUUUGUGUACAGCAGCAAUUCUAUAAUACUAUUUAUUAUUGUUACCAUGUUUCAUAAAUUGUACAUUUUUUCUUAAAUGUCGUGGAUGCCUUUUUCUAUGUAAAGCAUGGGUUUUUUGCUAUCGCUUACAUUAGGGACGAGGAUAUGUACACUGUAAUAUGGCUUUAUAUGUUAGACCUAUUUAUAUACGUCUAAGUGAGCCCCCUCUGCUUGGAGGUAUAUACACAUAGAAGUAAGAUUUACCAGAAUAUUUACCCAGCAUAUGAAUACAUACAGUAUAUAGACUCUAUCAACCUGUCUAUCUAUCUAUCUAUCUAUCUAUCUAUCUAUCUAUCUAUCUAUCUAUCUAUCUAUCUAUCUAUCUAUCUAUCUAUCUAUCUAUCUAUCUGCACUUAACAUUUAGAUUGACAUUCACAUUAAGGUUAUGGUAGUUUGCUUGUACAUUUUCUCUGCUGCUCUUUGCCUGUUCCUGGUUGUGAUUUUUCUUGUUUUUUACUUACUUUUGUGGUAUUAUCUCUUGUUUUGAUUUUUACGAGGCACAGAUUUGCUCUCAGCAUUAAGUGAAUGAACAUGCCUUCUUGCACCGUGGCAUUCUGCUCAACUGUUGGUUUUAAGCCCCCGCCCCCAACAACACCUCCAUCAGCAUUUGAGAUGAAUAUCGACGUUACACUGAUUAAAGGUAGCUCCACAUUCUGAAAAACAACUUUGCUUGAAUGAAUACAGUUUUAUUCGUCAGAUAUCUGAACGGGGAAAACAUUCCAUUCCAUGUAAAUGUUCAGUCAACUCCCAUAAACACACACUUACACAUAAAUUUUUUGGCAUUGAUGCACAUUGUGGCCAUGGCAAUCAACCCACCAAGACUCUUAUUUAAUGGCUUUAUUUAUGUAUACACAUAUACAAACACAUACACCAAACUCUCUGGCAAAUGCACCUUAUAAUUCUUAGGAUCUCUGCUAUGGAAGUCCCAGCACUCUGGUCAGUUUUUUGCAGCAAACUUUUAUUGAAAUGGAAGUGUUUAGGAGCAGAACUGCUCUGCGCUCUGAACCCCAAAAUUGUCUGAAAAAAUAAUAAUAAAUUUAACAGUUGUGACAUUGAGGCUUUCUGCACUGCCUUUUUGACCCUUCUGUGACCCCUCCUCUUCUCCUGGAUAUUCUUUGUGUAGCUAAGCAAUAUUUAGCCAAAACUCUGCUCACCAGCAGGGAGUGUAUUUGUUGCAAGGCAACAAUAAGCAUACUUAAAAAUCCUAAAAUCAGGAGAAGAAGGGAGCAGUUGGGGGUUGUGGUGAUUUCAGUGGCACAACUCUUUUCUCUUUUGACAGUUUUGGGUGGAGUCGGGCAGGCUGCAAUGUGAGUGUGUAUCUCUGUAUUCUGUAUCGGUGUGUAUUCAACCAGUAUAUCCUCUUCUUACGACUUUUUUUCUAUUUCGAUCCUCCCUCUGUUAUGUACACUUAUCAUGACGACAAUGAUGUCUUUAAAAAAAAUCUCUUUCUCUCUUUCAAAGAUAUCAAAGCACAAGUCAUUGUUUAGAAAUGACAACAAUACAAAAAAAACGACAAAAAAAGGUAAACGUGCAUAAAAAAAGGGUAACUUUUGUGAUGGUGUUCUGUGGAAUUAAUACAAAUAUCAUGUAUGAACCCAGUUGCAACAAGGAAUCGCAGUAGAAGUGGAAAAAUGGAUUGUUGUUUUCAAAUAAAUAUGAAUAGAAUAA